CAAACAUAGGUGAUAUCGAAGAGGAACUUGAACCUGAAUCCGAACAUCCUUAGCUUCCUCCGCAGGCGAAAACAGAAAGCCAUUCUUAACCCUUACCUUCCUCUACGAACACUUCUUUCACCCCCAAAAUAUUUGAUCUCCAAAUCAAACCCCCACCAAUUUCAAUUGAUACGACCUAAUUUCGUUUUUUGGUCAUAUUUUGGACAAAAUUCGAAACACUGUCUUCGUCUUAGCCCCUCUCUCGUUCUCAUCGAAGAACCUUUCAGGAGUCCUCCUUCAAAUCAACAAUUUGUCAAAGGAAAGUUUGCAGCAGGAGUAAAGAGAUAUUCGGUCGCCAUCCAUCGUGCUCUUCUUGUUUCAUUUGGUAAUCUAAGGAGAAUCAUAAAUCAAUGAAUAAGAGAAAGGAAUUGCCAUCUCCGUCAAUGACGAGGAUGGAUGAUGGAGCCAUUGUGAUGAGAGAUGGGGAAACGGCUCGGUCAUUGAGAAUUGACGGAGUUCCUCCGUCGGAAAUCACUCCAGAGAUAAGAGUACAAAGACGUGUCGACAGACGAGUUUCUUUUGACGAUAAGGUUGAUGAAGAGCUUCAAAAAGCUCAAACUGAAGGGUGCACCGACGGGAGCCAUGACCUGUCCCCUACGGAUCAUCCGAGGAAUAGAGCAAAUAUUUAUGCUCAAUUAUUCGGCCCUGAACUAGACGGCCACACCAAUGGGAACCAUGACCUGUCCUCUAUGGAGCAUCUGAGGAGUCGAGCAGAUAUUUAUGCUCGAUUAUUUGGCCUUGAAUUGACAGUCCCUGAACUAGAGGGCCACUCCAAUGGGGACAGUGCCGACACUCCCUCACGGUUGAUCGCUCCCGCAGAAAAGAACGAAGAAGUUGCCGAUUCUAAUGGGGAUUUGCGGGAUACUGUCUGCCGAGGAAAUGACGAUGAUGGUAUUCGGAUAGCGAGUGACAACUGUGCUGGCAUUGCAGGUCGUAUUCGAUCUCUGAGUAGGACCAAUAAAUGCCAGUCCUAUGAGUUGAGUGACUUGUCUGGCGAUGAAAUUCGGAGCUCGAUGGAUGAUGAAGACUUCACUCUGACGAGGAGGCAAAAAAUGAAGAAUCAGAAAGGAACUGAAACAGCAAGGGACAGCACGGCAGCAAAGUCUUCAGGGCAGCGCUGCAAUCGAAUGCCAAAAAGAAAGGUGGCAGUGAAUGCUCCUGAGAGGAAGACAAAGCAGAGGAGGAUCUCGGGAAUCUGUGAGGGCAAAGAACAGAGAUUGGAGAGGGAGGGUGGCAAUGAUGAUGACCGAAGAACAGUCAAGGAAGGGGCGCACCUAGUCUCAGCCUCAAAUGCCCAGCCCCCGAAAGCUACACGGAUUUGCAAAAGUGGCGGUGAUGGAGAGGAUAUGCCGUAUUGGCUUAAGGAGAUGACAAAGUUUAUGACGGGGGCUAAAGCGAAGAAGCUUAAGCCUAAAAGAUUUGACAUCUCCAAGAUCCUAAAGGAAUCUAUUCUCGGACAACCGUCUCGAACAAUGCAUGCCGGUGAAGGAACUGGAGUGGCAGAUGGAGCUGAAUACUACCCUCCUCUUCCCAAGAAGUUUCGGUUUGAGGAAGAUGUCGCCCCGCUAACAGAAAAGGAACAGAGGCCAGCUGAGUGGGAGAAGGAGUUGGACGUCUUGUUUGAAGAGUUCAACUUUAGCUGUGCUGUUGAGGAAAUUGGAACGACUGCCCGCCGUGAGGUUGUUGGAGUAGACGAUGAGGAGGAGGAAGAGAGUCAGGAGCGCAGAUGUGCUCGAGGGCUACAUGAACUGGUAUUAGAAGAUGAUCGAGGAUGGUUUUGUAUCUGCUGUCAGCAUGUGGCGAUUCAACCGAAGGAUGUAAUUCCUCCGUGGGCGAUCAAAGGUCGUAAUGCUUCCGGAAAGAAGAAGCAGGAGAAAGGGAAGGCUCUGGAUCUUAGCGCCGUUAAUCUCCCAGAAGCUGAUGCAGCGGACAUAAGCAGCUGGACUAGCGGCUCAGUGUGGAGCAUCAAGGCUGGUGUGCGGGAAAGUAUGUACGAACACCAGCAAGAAGGAUUUGAGUUCCUCUGGAGGAACUUGGCAGGCAGUACCGAUAUUGCUGACUUAAAGAACUCAAAUCUAGCUGGAGUGGGCGGAUGCAUCAUUUCUCAUGCCCCAGGGACAGGAAAGACACGUCUCAUGAUCGUAUUCCUCGAGACAUAUCUAAAGAUGUAUCCAAACUGUCUGCCGAUGAUCAUCGCCCCGGCUGGAUUGCUUCAGAACUGGGAAGGGGAGUUCAGGAAGUGGAAUUCCGGGUUUAAUUUCCACAACCUGAACAAUUUGACAAUUAUCGGUGACGAGAUGGCGGCGGCCGAUCAUCUCUUUCAAGGAACGAGUAUCAGAUGCAGGGACAUGGAGGCAAUCCGGAUGGUAAAGAUAUAUUCAUGGAAGAGAGGGGGAGGCCUUUUGGGGAUUAGCUACAGUCUGUUUGAGAAGCUGACGGCGCAGAAAAACGAGGAAGCAGAUGCAGGCGAAGAGGGGCAGAGGUCGGGUGUUGAAAAGAACUUCGAAGUUUUGAGAUCGAUACUUCUUGAGAUGCCUGGCCUGGUGAUUCUUGACGAAGGCCAUACUCCUCGCAACCGCCGGAGUAAAAUUUGGACUUCACUGGUUCAGCUCAAGACUGAAAAGCGUGUUAUAUUGUCUGGGACGCUCUUCCAGAACAACUUCAGAGAGCUGUUCAACUCACUGAAGAUCGUAAGGCCUACAGUGGCAGAAGCAGCUAUGCAGGACCCGACAUUCACUGAGAUUCUGCAUUCAGAUAGGAACCGCCGGAGAUCUAGGCCUGCUUUGCUUCCGGAAUCCAUCAACCGUGCAGUGGAGAGACUUAAAGUCUCAAUGUCGCCGUUUGUGCAUGUGCACAAAGGCUCUAUCCUGCAAAAGAGUCUUCCCGGAUUAAGAGACUGUGUGGUCCUCUUGAAAUCGACUGGAUUGCAGAAGAAUCUGAUCGACUUGUUGGAAGGGGAACGAUUAAGGAAAACAAUUAAGAGUUCAGAUUUUGUAUUUUCUUUGGUAUCUGUUCAUCCCUACCUUAUCCAACGAUGCAAGUCGCAAGUGCCAAAUGAUGGAAUUGAUAUGCAAGCAGCCGAGGCAUCCAAGCUCAAUUCCAGCGAAGGAGUCAAAACGAAAUUCAUCGUCGAGUUUGUCCGCCUCAGUAUGACGCUGAAGGAAAAAGUGCUCAUCUUCAGCCAGUACAUUCCCCCCUUGGACCUGAUCGAAGAGCAUCUGACCGCGACCUUCCAGUGGAAUGCGGGGAAGGAAAUUCUGAGGCUGGAAGGAAAGCUAGAGAAGAAGCAACGGCAGAAUGUGAUCAACGCAUUCAACGAUCCAGAAAAUGAUUCCAUGAUCAUGCUGGCAUCGACGAAGUGCUGCUCGGAGGGCAUUAGUCUGGUUGGGGCUUCCAGGGUCAUUCUGCUGGACGUUCUCUGGAAUCCUUCUGUCCAGCAGCAGGCAAUCUGUCGAGCUUAUAGGAUUGGGCAAAAUAGGUUUGUCCAUACCUACCAUCUUAUGACUGCUGCCACAACUGAGGCGGACAAAUAUUGCCGGCAAGCUGAGAAAGAGCGGCUAUCUGAAUUAGUGUUUUGCUCUUCUUCAAAUGAGCAAGAUAUCUCAAAGCAGCCGAUGGCGGAGAUUGAGGACAAGAUUCUUGAGGCGAUGGUCAAGCACGGAAUGACAAAAGACAUGUUUGAAAAGAUCAUCCACCAGCCAAAAACCACAGACUUGAUCCAAUCCUUAGGCCUCAGAGGUUGAUUAUGCUCCCGGAAGUAUUAAGCUGAAUCGUUGCGAUAAAGCAGAGAAUCCUCAUAGGAACUGACUGCAGGCACCCGAUAGCAUAGUUAUUUCGUGAAACAAGAGCAGCCAAGACAGCUGGCUGUCCAUUUUGUUUGUGGACACAAAGCCUAAUGAUGAUAUCCCAAUGUUUCAACAUUAACAAAACAAGGACUCCUCUCCUCAAUAUGUAGAAAGUGUUGCGGCUGAAAAGAUAGUGAUAGUUGCGAUAAAGUAAGGAAAGUUGUUGGCAACCGAAGACUGUCCGACAGGCAUGGGUAUUUUCAUAAAGAUGGUGGACUGAGAGCAGCCAAGAAAGCAGCAGUCCCAUCUUGUUUGUUGACACAAAGCCUAAGGAUGAUAUCCCAAUCUUACAACAUAAACAAAACAAGGACUCCUCUCGUCAAUAUGUACUGAAUCGUUGCGAUAAAGCAAAGAAUCCUCAUGGGAACUUACUGCAGGCACCCGAUAGCAUAGUUAUUUCGUGAAACAAGAGCAGCCAAGACAGCUGGCAGUCCAUUUUGUUUGUGGACACAAAGCCUAAUGAUGAUAUCCCAAUGUUUUAACAUUAACAAAACAAGGACUCCUCUCCUCAAUAUGCAGAAAGUGUUGCGGCUGAAGGAUAGUGAUCCUUGUGAUAAAGCAGAGAAACUUGCUGGCAACUGCCUCUCAUCUAGAGCUAACUGCAGACACCCGACGUUAUUUCAUGAAGACUGUGGGCGAGAGCAGCCAAGAAAGCACCAGUCCCGCCUUGUUUGUGGGCACAAAGGCUAAGUAUAUUAACAAAACAAGGACUCCUCUCCUCAAUAUGUAGAAAGUGCUGCGGCUGAAAAGACAGUGAUCGUUGCAAUAAAGCAGGGAAAGUUGCUGGCAACCGAAGGCAUGGCUAUUUUCAUAAAGAUGGUGGACUAAGAGCAGCCAAGAAAGCAGCAGUCCCAUCUUGUUUGUUGACACAAAGCCUAAGGAUGAUAUCCCAAUUUUUCAACAUUAACAAAACAAGGACUCCUCUCCUUAAUAUGUACAGGAAAGUGCGGCGGCUGAUUGGAUUCCAGAGUCCAAGUCCAAAAUCCAAGAAGGCCCAAAUGCGAUUUAUUUUUUAUUUUUCCAGGCCCAUAUUAAAGAUAUGGUUGGUCCCUCCAUGGAGAGAAAAAGACAAUAUGUUGUAACAACAUACUGAUUUAUAGUAAUUUGUUGAGAAGAUAGAUUCUGAUGGAAUUUAGUUGGUUAGAUAAUCUUGUUGAAUGGUGUUGCAUAGAAAUGAUUUGCAGAUAGCAAUUCUUGAGGGAGAUGAACACAGCUUGUGAAAGUUUAACUUGUUUUCAAUUUAGUGAAGUCAUGCCUGGGUUGGAACCCUCCAGA
This is a messenger RNA of Andrographis paniculata, 5159 nucleotides long. RefSeq names its product SNF2 domain-containing protein CLASSY 3-like. The record is from RefSeq and is a predicted model, not a curated record. Lineage: Eukaryota; Viridiplantae; Streptophyta; Magnoliopsida; Lamiales; Acanthaceae. Bases 390 to 3782 code for a protein of 1130 amino acids. Gene Ontology annotation, molecular function: ATP-dependent chromatin remodeler activity; ATP binding. Gene Ontology annotation, biological process: gene silencing by siRNA-directed DNA methylation. The transcript has 17 exons.